GAUGAUUUCAACUUAUCGCAACUAAAAUUACAACUGCAAUGGAAUGCACCAUUUUCGGACGAACUUUUCGAUUUCUUUUUGUCGCUUUUCAACCGUUGGCCACCAAGCCCAACUUUUGGCCACUUAUUUGAUGUUUGGGUCACAUGGAUCCGCCCGUGGCGUUACUGCGGCAAUGACUUAAAGCGUGUUAUGCCUUUCAUACGUUCAAAUCGACGCUUUUACAUCGAAUUAUCGGAUGCAUUUUGGCGUCGAAGUUUUGCACUUGAAUGUGCAGAAGAUGUGGAAAUUUUAGCUUCAUAUAUUACAAUUUUAACAUCUCCUGAAUUUCUUAAAGUGUACGAAGAGUUGGAGUAUAGCAUCGAAUCGAACGUUCUAAAUUUGAUGAAUACACUGCGAGAAAAUGCGGAUGAAUUUCGCGCAAAAGUGUUUGGCGAGGAAAUGAGGUUGCAAAAAGCAAAUUGGUUCCAGCGGUUCUUUCUUUGCGGAGAUGAGCAGGAUCGUCUUUCGAAGCACAAAAAAGCGCUUGAAGAACUCGAGAGGCUUAUUGUGAGUGCAGAAAUCGCUCUGAUAGGCGGAGAAGAUAAUGAGUUUCGAAGCAGAGAGACUCCUGCUGCUGCUGCUACUGAUUCUUCUGAAACAUUGCGGGAUUCGUCCUACUCACCAAAUUCGUUGGCGAAGCAAAUACCGGAUCAUUAUGUUGAUCCCGCAACUAAACUCAUCUACCUUACACCACUCGGAAGGCAGCAGGUGAGAUUUUUUUUGUGUUACAAUGUAUUCCAAAAUGAAAAUAGUUCAGGAUUCAAAUGCUGA
This is a messenger RNA of Gongylonema pulchrum, 810 nucleotides long. The record is from the annotation of a GenBank genome assembly. NCBI's taxonomy places the organism in Eukaryota, Metazoa, Nematoda, Chromadorea, Rhabditida, Gongylonematidae.